Messenger RNA from Tauraco erythrolophus (red-crested turaco), 1806 nucleotides. Lineage: Eukaryota; Metazoa; Chordata; Aves; Musophagiformes; Musophagidae. The record is from RefSeq and is a predicted model, not a curated record.
AUGUGCAGAGCAGAUCAGCAGAAUGAACAAAAAUCAGAUGGUGAUCACAAAUCGGUAAUCAGUUCCUUCAGUCAAAGGACAGAAGAAAGGACGAGCUGUGUAAGAAUGACAAAAAAGAUUCUGCGAGACAUUUGUAAACAGCAUAAAUUAUACUUGACCCCAUACUUAAAUGAUACACUUUACUUGCAUUAUAAAGGAUUUGACCGCCUGGAGAAUCUUGACGAGUACACCGGAUUGAAGUGUUUAUGGCUGCAAUGCAAUGCCUUAACAAAAAUUGAGAAUUUGGAGGCUCUGUCGGAGUUGCGUUGCCUCUACUUGCAACUCAAUUUCAUUAACAAAAUUGAAAACCUUGAACCCUUACAAAAGCUGGAUUCCCUCAAUAUCAAUAACAACUACAUUAAGACCAUUGAGAAUCUUUCUUGUCUGAAAGUCCUGCAGACUCUGCAGAUUGCUCACAAUAAGUUGCAAACGGUGGAAGACAUACAGCACUUGCAAGAAUGCCCAAGUAUUUCUGUUCUCGAUCUUUCCCACAACAAUCUCAGUGACCCAAAUAUCAUAACAAUUCUGGAGACCAUGCCUAAUUUGCAUGUGCUGAAUUUGAUGGGAAACCAAGUGAUAAAGAAAAUCGCUAAUUAUAGAAAAACACUUACUGUUCGACUAAAACAACUAACAUAUCUGGAUGACAGACCGGUUUUCCCAAAGGACAGAGCCUGUGCAGAAGCCUGGGCUGUUGGAGGGCGUGAAGCUGAGAAAGCAGAAAGGGAAAAAUGGGAAACCAGAGAGAGGAAAAAAAUCCAAGAUAGCAUUGAUGCUUUAGCAGCAAUCAGGCAAAAAGCAGAGGAAAAGAAAAGAAGAACAUAUGUGGAAGAAAGAGACGCAAGUGCAAAAUGUGGAAAUGGAGAUUCAACAGACAUCCUAGAAGGAGCACCUGCAAAUUCAGAUGCCAGUGGUCAAAAUGCUAAUACCUCAGAGACUUCAAAUAUAUCAGAGGAGGAAGAAACUCAAGAGAAGACUGAGAAGUUUAGAAAUGAAAGUUUGGAUGCUUCUGAGGAAGCGAUAACACUUCUACCAAAUAGGGGAGAUAACACAGAUUUCACAUCUGGAAAUAUUCCUACUGGAAUUCAAGAGGAUGCACAAGAAUCAAACUCUUACAAAUGCUCAAACUUCAACAAGAAGACAGAAGAUCUGCCAAGAGAGAAGGCAGCUCCUGAAAAGGCCGUGCUUCCUCAACUGGAUGAAUAUGCUGAAAUUGAACAAAUCAAACUGGAGAAGCUUUAUCUUGAUGAACUGCCUGAUUUAGAAGAUAUAGAUGCAAAUGAAUUUCCCCCAGAAGAGGAAAGCUUUGUUCAAAAGCAGGAAUAUCACCCAAAGAUUGAAAUAAUUUCUGAAAUGACAAAUGACGGCGAUUCUGCAUUAGAGGAAAACAAUAAAAACGUGUUUGAGAAUUCGGGAGGAGGAGAAUUUCCAACAGCCAUUUUUUCAAACGUGCGUAAGACACAUAAAGAGCAUGAAAAGGAGCACUUAAGACCCCUUGUUGAAAGCUUCCUUACAGAGCCUGCAAAUUCAGAAAGAUACCUGGAGAUCAAAGAUAAGCAAGCAACCCCCUCAAAACCCUUGAUACAAGAGGUUGUCUCUGAGCCCAAGGGUAACCUACUACUGUCACCAGUCUGCAGUCCACCAGAUGACCCCAGGCCAUGGGAAGAGGAUGGGAACAGCAGUGAUGGAGAAGUACCACGCCUGGCUGAGGGUGAAGGCUGUCCUCAUGAAGUACAAGGUGACAAGGAUAGUGAGAGUGCAUUAGAGUAA